AAUCAUUCCUAUUUUAAUCACACACAAAUUUCACAUUGUGAAAAAGUAGCCUACUGUUUCCACCGAAACGAUUCGUUUCGCUUUUCUCACUUGCGUUUUCCGGCGACUGUUUUCACCGGCCGGUUUUGGUUUGUGAAGUGAAUGUGAAUGAAAGCCUGAACGUAUUUUGGAAAAGAGUAGUUAAAAAAUGGUGAUAGGAUUAAAGGCGAAGAAUCACAGAGGUCCUACUGUUCAGAUUGAUUACCUAGUCCAUAUACUUGAGAUUAAGCCUUGGCCACCGUCGCAGUCGCUUAAAUCGCUGCGGUCCGUGUUGAUUCAAUGGGAGAAUGGAGAACGCAGCUCCGGGAUGACUAAUGCGGUUGUGCCGUCGAUUGGUUCGGUUGUUGGAGAGGGGAGAAUUGAGUUCAAUGAGUCUUUUAAGCUGCCGGUGACUUUGCUGAGGGAUGUAGCUGUGAAAGGCGGUGUGAAAGGAAGCGGUGAAGGUGAUGCAUUUUUGAAGAAUUGCUUGGAGUUGAAUUUGUAUGAGCCUCGGAGGGAUAAGACUGCGAAAGGGCAGCUGUUGGCGACUGCGGUUGUAGAUUUAGCUGAUUAUGGUGUUGUGAGAGAGAGUGUGUGUGUAAGUGCUCCGAUGAAUAGUAAGAGGAGCUUUAAGAACACGGAUAAACCGAUUUUGUAUAUGAAGAUUCAGCCGUUUAAGAAGGGUCGCCCCAGCUCCUCGUCUAGGGACAGCUUGUCAAGAGCGGUUUCACUGGACAAGGCGGGUGGUGAAUCUGUUUCGGCAUUGAUGGAUGAAGAGUACGCUGAUGAAGCGGAAGUUGCCUCUUUUACAGAUGACGAUGUAUCCUCCCACUCAUCUCAGACAGUAUCUUCUUCUAUAGAAACAAGUCGUGGGGUGUCUUCUCCGAAAGAAGAGACUGCACAAGCCAAUAUGCCUCAUAGCAAUGAAGGAGAUAAUGCAAAGCAUUCCUUAGCCUCAAACCUAGGUUCUGAAAAAUCAAGAUCAAUACCUCAGAGUGCACCACAAGAAUAUCUGAAGGGAAGUUCAUCAUGCUCCUCAUCGGUUGACUUGUGUUCUGACCCUGGAAGCCCAGUAAAUGGUCAUGCUUCUGUAGCUUACUCUCGCAGCUCUAGUUUCACAACAGUCUCAAAAACUGCUGGUUCCCUGAUUGUCUCUUCUUCUUCAUCAUCCUCGUUGAAUGAAAAUGCGGAGGAGUCCAAUAUCAGCAUGCGAAGCAAUGGCCAUGCACAUGCGGAGGAGGUAAAUGAUAAGGUUGUUAAUGGAACAAUUAAAGUCACUGCUGAUAUUCAAGAGAGUAGGAAGGAUGAUGAGAAGGCUCAGCAAAUUAGCGGAGAUUCCGUGGAGGCUGCUGCUGAUGAUGAUAAAUACGAUAAUGAGGAUAAAGACAGACAGAAACAAGAAGAAAAUGGUGAUGAAAGACAAAAUUGUGAUGAGGAGAACCAUUCAGGGGAAGGUGAACCAUACAUCGCAGGUCAUGCUAAUGGAAAAGAUGUUCUGCUAGGAAUGAAUGAAAUUAUUGUGAGCAAUGACAAACUGAAGCCUGUCAAGUCUGUUAGGUCAAUUGCUGACUUAAGUAAGAAUAUAUCAUCUAGGAAUGAUCAGCAUGUAGAAGUAAAGGAUGGUGUUCAGGGAGAUGCACAGAAGAGUGCAGGUGUUUCAGGAAACCUCAGAGUUAAGGAAAGGAAAGAGGCUAAGGUGUAUCCCAAGGAUACAAGGAGUGUCAUUUUAGAAAGCAAGGUUAAUCAGUUGGAACACAAAAUAAAGAUGCUUGAGGGAGAGCUAAGAGAAGCUGCAGCUGUUGAGUCUGCUCUUUAUUCAGUAGUUGCUGAGCAUGGAAGUUCCAUGAGUAAGGUCCAUGCUCCAGCUCGGCGCCUUUCUAGGUUGUAUCUUCAUGCUUGUGGAGAAACUUCCCGUUCUAGGAGAGCCAGUGCAGCUAGAAGUGUUGUUUCAGGACUAGUUUUGGUUUCAAAAGCUUGUGGGAAUGAUGUUCCAAGGUUAACAUUUUGGCUCUCAAACUCGAUUGUCUUGAGAACAAUUAUAAGCCAGGCUAUUGGGGACCCUGCACUUCCCAAGUCUGCCAGAUCGUCUAUUGACAGAAAUGGUGCUGAAAAAGUCAAACAUAUGGCUUCAUCUCCAUUAAAAUGGGAGGCUCCAUCCUCUGGGAAAAAACAAGGGAUGAAACUAUUGAAUGGAAGUUUUGGCGACUGGGAGAACCCAAAUACGUUUAUGUCCACACUGGAGAAAAUUGAAUCAUGGAUCUUCUCCCGAAUAGUUGAAUCUAUCUGGUGGCAGACUUUGACACCACAUAUGCAGUCUGUCACUGCAAAGGCAACUGAUGAAGGGUCACGAAAGAAUUAUAGAAGGACAUCUGGUUCAGUUGAUCAAGAGCAAAGUGACUUUUCAUUAGACCUUUGGAAGAAGGCUUUCAGGGAUGCUUGUGAACGACUUUGUCCAGUAAGAGCUGGUGGGCAUGAAUGUGGCUGCUUGCCUUUGUUAUCUAGAUUGGUCAUGGAGCAAUCUGUGGCUAGAUUAGAUGUGGCAAUGUUCAAUGCCAUUCUCCGGGAAUCUUCUGACGAGAUCCCCAGCGAUCCCGUCUCUGACCCCAUCAGUGAUUUGAAGGUUCUUCCAAUUCCAGCUGGGAAAUCUAGUUUUGGGGCAGGUGCACAGCUGAAGAGUGUGAUAGGGAACUGGUCCAGAUGGUUAACUGACCUUUUUGGUAUCGAUGAUGAUGACUCAUUUGAAGAUGUAAAUGGAGAUGAUGAUAAUGAUGAAAGACAUGAUACAUCCUUCAAGUCCUUUCAUCUGCUUAAUGCAUUGAGUGAUCUCAUGAUGCUUCCAAAGGACAUGCUCUUAAGCAAAUCCAUCAGAAAAGAGGUAUGCCCUACAUUUGCUGCACCACUGAUCAAAAGGAUUCUUGACAACUUUGUCCCCGACGAAUUUUGCACGGACCCAAUUCCAGACAUUGUGCUUAAAAACCUGGAGUCUGAGGACACUCAUGAGAUUGGGGAGGAGGCUCUCAGAAACAUACCAUGCACUGGACUUGGUACAGUCUAUUUGCCCCCCUCAACAGCUUUGGUUGCAAAUAUAAUUGGAGAUGGUGGAGGCCAAUCACAGCUGAGAAGAAGCGGAUCUUCAGUGGUCAGGAAAUCAUACACCAGCGAUGAUGAGCUCGAUGAACUGAAUUCACCCUUGGCCUCGAUCUUCAUAGGUUCUUCUGGGUCUUCACCAGUUGCAUCGAAGCUCAACUGGGUCCCAAAGGGAAACAUUAAUCAAAAUGCUGUCAGAUAUGAACUCCUUCGGGAUGUUUGGAUGAAUAGUGAGUAGUGACCAAAGGAAAUCAGAGAAUAUAUAGAUAAAUAAUUUGUUUCUCUGUUCCCUUUUGGAGUUGUAAAUCUGUACUCCAUUUUUGUCUGGUCACUGUUCUGAUGUCGAUGUACAAAAAAAGUAGGGUUCUUGUAAUGUAUCCAGAUGAUUGAAAUAUUUCAUAAUGGAGUGCCUAUUUGAUGA
Fragaria vesca subsp. vesca is the source of this 3526-nucleotide messenger RNA. RefSeq lists its product as uncharacterized. Lineage: Eukaryota; Viridiplantae; Streptophyta; Magnoliopsida; Rosales; Rosaceae. Gene Ontology annotation, cellular component: nuclear pore. The transcript is spliced from 9 exons. The coding region runs from base 188 to 3343 and encodes 1051 amino acids. The record is from RefSeq and is a predicted model, not a curated record.